Messenger RNA from Lethenteron reissneri (Far Eastern brook lamprey), 1579 nucleotides. RefSeq names its product cyclin-dependent kinase inhibitor 3-like. Gene Ontology annotation, molecular function: protein tyrosine phosphatase activity. Gene Ontology annotation, biological process: protein dephosphorylation. NCBI's taxonomy places the organism in Eukaryota, Metazoa, Chordata, Hyperoartia, Petromyzontiformes, Petromyzontidae. The record is from RefSeq and is a predicted model, not a curated record.
UGAAAUCAAAACGCGCGGUUGCCGUGGAUAGCACAAUCUUAGCGCGUCAAAAGCGGCUUAAAGAUUUAAACUUCUCAGCAACGUUUCCCGUCAACAACGAAAAGGGACACAGCAGCUCACGGCAUGAGCGAGUUCAACUCGUCGGACGAAGAGGUGGACCCUGCACAGAGCGAGCAGCCGCCUUUCCGCAUUGACUGGCUUGACCUCUCCAUAGUGGGCUAUCCCACGCUGAGCUUGGGGAUCAGCAGCCUGCCAGGUUGCAAAUUCAAGGAGACAUGGAGAAACUUGGACAAGGAUCUUGACGAGGUGCAGUCGCAGGGCGUGCAGGACGUGCUGGUGCUGUGCACGCCCGGCGAGCUGGUCCACUGCCGCGUGCCCGACCUGCUGGAGGCCUACGCCCGCCGCGGCCUGCGCGUGCAUCACGAGCCGGUGCUCGACGGCGCGGUUCCCGACGUGGCGCAGUGCUGCGCCCUCCUGGACACGAUGCACGGGUCCCUGGGCGCCGGCAGGCGAGUGCUCGUCCAUUGCUACGGGGGCCUGGGUCGCUCCUGCCUAUUGGCUGCCUGCUUCCUGCUGCGCAUCUCCGAGUCACUCAGCCCCGAGGACGCGAUAGCGGCGCUGCGUGAGUUGCGCGGGAGGGCGGCCAUACAGACCUUGCAGCAGUACAACUUCCUGCACGAUUUCAGAGAGCUCCUGGAGGCUCACGUCACAGCGAGGAUGGAGCAGGCCGAAUCGAGGGCCGUGUCCCGUUAGGCCGGCUGCCGUGUCUCACUGGGGGCCGUUCACCCAGCAAGAGGGAGCCGGGGUGGGUGGAUAGGAGGAGGAGGUGGAGGUGGGUGUAAUGCUGGUGUAAUGGGUGUAAUGCUAGUGUAAUGUGUGCAAUGCUAGUGUAAUGGGUGUAAUGCUGGUGUAAUGGGUUCAAUCGAGGCGCACACUAGAACUUGGUGGCAACACGUUUUAUUACCUAACAUCACAUUAACUCUUAACACUAACGGGAUAACGACAUAGGGUGGUAACCCACCGUUCCUAUACUUAACUAUAUACACUUGGGGCGAUGGCUAUUUACACUCUGGAUGGGACAACUACUAAAUCGGACCAGGACAGCCAACACGCUGCCUGGUCCCCGUGCGCGAUGCCCGGAGACCGAAGAGCACGACCACGAAGAUUUCUUCCCAGCCAGCACCAACCCUGGCCUCCCAAGCGGCUCGACUUGUAUACCUGCGGCGAGGCCAGACCCUCCCCUUGGCCACGCCCAUUUCCCAGAUCCUUCGUGAGGGUUCAGGACCCACAUCACGUGUUCCUCUCACCCUGAUUACCACCUCAUCCGGUCACGUGCCCUCUCGUGUUUACUCAGUCUCUCCCCUGGUAUGCCCAUCAGGCACCAGGGAGAGGCUCCGCACAUACAGGACCACUCACUCGGUACUGUCGCUAUACUAUAGUGACAUCAUCAAUGACACUACAUCAGCACCAUGGUGGUUAGAUGUUAACUACCUCGCCUGGUAUGCAGGAGGUCGUGGGUUUGAUCCCCUAUCCUGACACCUGUAUAUUUGGUCGCGUGGAUUUUUCUCCGGGUCCUCUG